Molecule: messenger RNA, 786 nt
Organism: Prorocentrum cordatum
Lineage: Eukaryota; Dinophyceae; Prorocentrales; Prorocentraceae
Source: the annotation of a GenBank genome assembly
AUGCUCGCCGAUCCCGUCUCCGCCGCCUCUUGGCAGCCCUCGCAAGUUGUCUUCACAGUCCUCAUUAGCGUGAUCAUGGGCAUGGAGAAGCUCACGUUCUGGAAGUGCGCCGCCAUGCUGCUGACCGUGGCGGGUGCGCUGUGCCUGGGCUUGGUGAGCGGCAUCAGCCACCAGGAGGAAAGCAGCAAUGAUCAGUCGAGCCGCGCCAUCGGCCAGUUCUUUUUCUUUGCGAACUGCCUGGCCUCCUCGCUCGAGGUCAUCUUCUGGAGGAGGCUUCUGUGGCGAGCCACAGGUGAGCUCGUGCAUCUCACCGUCAUGGCCGAGAGCUACCUCGUAGCGGCAUGCUUCAUGGCCACGGCAUGCGUCAGCAUCUCGUUUUCGCCUACCGCGGUCGACUUCCUGUGCCCCGCAUGCGAGGGCGACCCCUGGCACGUCCCCCCGAGCGCUCUGCUGUCUAUCGGCUACUCGGUCCUUUUUCAGACCAUCGUGGCCUACUGUGCCCAGGCGUGGGCGCUCAGGUACGCUCCGGCCUCCCUGGCGUCCUUCUAUGCCACCGCGCAGCCCAUCAUGGCGACAGCUGUCACCUGCGCCCUGCUGCUCGUCGGGUUCAACCCCGAUGGGGUGCUCGACUGGCCGUCAUUCGAGUUGGUUGGGGCAGCAUUCAUCAUUGCUGGUCUGUUCGUCAACGAGGCCGGCAGCAGAAACAAUGGAGAGAAGGACCAUGGCUCGGACGACUCGGCCGUGGACUCGGACGGUGAGUCUUCGCAGUCAAGCGACGAGUCGUAA